AUGCGUAUUCAUGCACUUGUGUGGUUUUUUAUCGCCACAAUCUCGCGAUUUGCUAAUGGCGAUGAAGAUACUGACAUCGAAUUGAAACCUGCAUUGUCCGAAUGCAAGCGCAUUAAUCCAUGUGGUGCCACGCUUUUCGCGUAUCCACUCCUCGAGGACGAGCAUGACUUUUCCGGAUAUGGUAGCGGCAUGGCGCCGGUUUACGACGAAAUUCUUACGCACGAUAUUUAUGAUUUAAAUGGAACCCCGGAACAGAAGAAUUUUACACUUUGCCAGUGUCCAAAUGACGAACGCUGCGAUUUUUCCAAUGAGGAAAAUUCCAUGAAAGUGGAUUAUCAUGUGACUCUUCGAUUUUGCGACAAAUCUCAACUCUCAUCGGUUUGCCGCAAAAAUAAUGCAAAUUUGCGGGUUAUCGGAAACGCACAAUUGACAGGAGACCCAACCCACGCCAACCUCGACGAUGUCACGAAAUCAAUGAUAUUCUGUAAUUGCCCGCUCGGAUUUUCACGUCAAGGCGUUGAGGUGUGGGCUGGAAGCGAGAUAUCGUUGAAUUACAAAUGCUUGUGA
Messenger RNA from Caenorhabditis bovis, 567 nucleotides. The record is from the annotation of a GenBank genome assembly. Lineage: Eukaryota; Metazoa; Nematoda; Chromadorea; Rhabditida; Rhabditidae.